This is a messenger RNA of Planococcus citri (citrus mealybug), 7093 nucleotides long. RefSeq lists its product as uncharacterized. Bases 1403 to 5578 code for a protein of 1391 amino acids. The transcript has 2 exons. The record is from RefSeq and is a predicted model, not a curated record. Lineage: Eukaryota; Metazoa; Arthropoda; Insecta; Hemiptera; Pseudococcidae.
AUUUCAUCGUACCGUUUAUUGUCCCAUAUUUCAUUCAUUACAGACGAUUAUAUUUUUUCGAAUUAAUGAUAAAUACUCGAUCUAGCUCAUUUAAUAUCUGCUUUAGAGGUGAGACAUUCCAUCGUGAAAAUAUGUUUCAAUUGAAACACAUCAAAUCGAUAGGGGCACGUUUUAUCCCACUGGAGAUUACAGCUAGCUACGUUCGAGUGAUUAAUUCGAACAAAUAUCUUGAUAAUCGUACCUGAAAUAAACUAAAAUAAUCGAGACUUACACAGGUGAUUUAUUAAUUUUAUAUAUGUUAUCAAAAUUGUUUGUAUUAUUUCCCAAAGUAUAUUUUCUGAUCAGCUAUCGGACACAAAUUCCGAAUAUUUUACAAAUGUAAAUAUUCUCGAAGUCUAAUCAAAAUUUUCUCACCGGAUUCGUAAAACAACGAUCGAAUCUACGUAUCUACAUUUCCAGGAAAAUACACGAAGCAAGGAAUCAAAUGAAAUACCACCAGGGCUUCCCAAAAUACUUUUCUGCUAUCACAAUUAGAUUUCAUUUGAAUAUCUAAUUAACCAAAUUUCAUAAAAAUGAUUUACGAAUAUGCAAAACAGCAAAGUACCGAACUAAAACUGCGAAAUAAAUUUUUACGACUUUAAAUGACCCAAAAACAUCGAAGAUUCGGACAAAUCGAUCAAAUAUUACGAAUCAUUGAACCACCGAACAAUCUUCUUAUCAACAAAUACUCGGCUGCCUUUUUAUCCAACAUAGCAGCCAAUCACAACAGAGCUGCGAAAGCAACAAGCCUUUUCUCACAAGAACUCAGGCUCAUUCGUUUUAUUUCUCUCAGCCUGUACUUAUGCUUACUAAUUUGUGCUCGCAUAAUUUAGCCAUUAACUAUUUCGUUUAUUACGAUUGAAAUCUUUAUUUCGAUGCGCGUUAUGUUGUUAUAAUUUUUUCUAUUUAAUUCGUGAUACGUUUUGAAAUAAUUUUCCUUUUCGCCGGUUACACAUAUAAGUGCGAAUUAAUUUCACAUUUACGUCGCCAUCUUUAUAUGAAAGCCUAUUAGGCUCAGUAUUCCGUAGAUCAACUAGUAUAUUGGAUUUUUCUGGUAAAUAAUAAAUUUUUAAUAACAUGUAUUCCUUCUAUUUCAAAAUUUCAUUUUUAUAUGUGAUAUUUUCCUAUUAUAUAAUUUUUUUUCAAGUAUUGAGGAUUUGUAUUCAACUCACCUGAGUUGAAACUCAAAUCUCUCAUCUCUCACGAUAAUUAGUCAAAAUUUUGAUUUUACUGUGUAUCCUACAUUUCACAUUUUUGUACCUACUCCUAAACUAAUCUCCUGUGUACUUAUACAAUUCGAUUAUAUUUCCUUUUAAAGUUGUACAUUGAAUUUUAUAACGCAAAAUUGUAAACUUUAUCGAAAAUGUUUUCAUUUGUUCGACUACCCUUUAGGUAUUCCUACUCAGAUCAAUUUUACGCGAAAAUGGCGAACAUCCUCUUACCACCACCGAUCAGAGUUCCAGAACCAGAGCUCGUAUUUACGUACAUGGAUGCGAUAUGUGAGAAAUGUCAUGCGUCAAUGUUAUACAUAACACCGGAACCGUUACCAGAAGCGAAUUUCGACACGGGUAUAGUCAACGGAAACAAACCCAUGAUUAUUGGAUCGUGCGGACACGUAUAUCACGCUGCUUGCCUCUUGGACCGCUUCUGUGAAACUCGAAAAUUCGACGACGAGAAUGAAAUAUGGGGAAGAUGUUCACUACCAUCCUGCACGACUCCCUUUUUACUCGAAAACAUUCGAACACUCGAACUAUCGACAAUCGUCAGGCGAUUCGAGGAACCCGCGAAUAUGAGAGUAAGUAGGUUGGAGAUGAAUCAGCAACUGCAGACAGCGUUACGUACUACCGAAAUCACCAAGAAUCGAAUCGAAACUCUUCAUCAACAAUUAAUUCAGACGGAAGCAAACUGUAAGUGUAAAGUUGAAACAAUGGAUCAACAAUUAAAGUGGUACAGGGAGCAAUUUAGGAUCACGAACGAGGAGUUACGGAGAUACCGGCAAUCUGGCAGAACUCCAGCCGACCUGUUAAGACUGGAAAACAUCGAUGUCGACACAACUGUAUCGACUUCAAUGGCCCAACCCGCAGCUACGUACUCAUCAUCGAUUAAUUCAGUGAUUACAAAUGUAACCACUACUCCAUCGGUACAAACUCCUUCAUUCGUCAACUUCUCAUUCACAAACAUUCCGACCACCAACACUGCAUCAUCAUCGACUCCGAUAUGUUCGACGUUAUCAGUCAACCGACCACCUGGUUUACGAGCAUUAACUGUAGCACCACCGGCAAACCAUUCGACGCAAUUCCAACCACAAUCGACCGCCGAAAUGAAUCGAUUCUGGAAUCCGCAAGCUCCAUCCGAUCGUUUAAGAUCAUACUUUCGAUCAUCAAAUGGUAAUACGAAAUUUCUAUUUAACGCAAAACAACAAGUACGCAAUCGCACACCGACACCACCAGCUCCGACACCAAACGAACCGAAGGUAGACGCAAGUGUAGCUGCGACAACUGUCGCAACUACCAACGUAACACCUUCAGUUUCGACAAAUAAAACCACGUCAAUGACUAAAACAACAUCGAUCGCUACGUCAAAAACUGCGACUAAAACGACGAUGUCGUCUACAUCAUCUCCGUCCACGUCAAAGAAGACUGUUGCGACAUAUAGUAAAUCAUCGGCGGCGAAAUCGACUUCCACCACUACAACGUCGGCACACUCAUCUCCGAAGAUGUCACCUGCAACGGUAAAGAAACAAAAUCUGAAAAGUACCAACGAUACUAAGUUCGAUAAACCUAAAGCGUCAAGUUCGCCAAAACCCGAUCGAUCGAGGUCUACAGUAAGUAACGAAAAAUCAAAAGCAUCGUCGUCCACGAAAUCGAACUCAAAUACAUAUGCUACAGCUACUAAAAACAGCGGUGAUUUCAAACCAAAAAGCUCCAACAGCCAUAGCAUAAAUGAACACCGUACGCACUCAAGCCGCAACGAAAACUCGAAAGGCGAUUACCGUUCCAGUUCUUCAAACCGCAACCGUUCCAGAGAAAAGACCUCGGCGGAAUACCUUGAAGAAAUCGAUAGAAUUUUCCAAAAUCGUAAAUCGAACUCACACGAUCGCAGAGAUUCAUCAAAAGAAAAUCACGAAUAUCGAGAUGACCGAUCAAGAAAUGAAAGACGCUCAACCGACCGCAGAAAGGCAGACGGUACAUAUGUGCCGAAAACCUCUUCUACGUCUAAAGAAACAUACAGCAGGCAAGCAAACGAUUAUCGCCGCGAUUCACCUUUGGACGGACAGUACCCGGAAAAUCGCCACCCGGGGUAUGAUCAACGGCGGACUAACUCUGGCACGUAUCAGUCAAGCUACGACAACCGUUAUAUUGCGAAUCGAUCAAGAAUGACCAAUGAACAAUCUCGAAAUUCUCAAGCGCCGUCAGUUAGACAAUCAACGCCUCAACGAACUUUAAACAGCACCGCGUCUUCAGGUACACCAUCGCCGAAUAAACAGGUCAGAGUUCGCGGUACUCACGCGAAUGUUCAAAAAUACCGAAAUCGAUAUUUAAUUCGUUUCGGUGCCGAAUCAGUUGAAUUGGCACCUUGGCAUCCUAACAAUUCUUACCCACUCCAAUUCACAGCAAUUGCUCGCGAAAUUGGAGUGGAGAAAUUCGCCGUAAGCGUCGCAGCCCAUAACAUGCCAAUUGUCGGAGACGGGCAUGCCGUAGGUUUGACUCGAUUUAUUAUUCGCAAAGAGACAUACGCUGAUGACAUCGACACCGAAACAUUACGAUACAAUAUGUCAAUUAUCGAUUUAAUUACAAUAUUCGAGAAGUUCAAGAAAGCUCCAAAACGACUAAUGGUUUCGAUAGGAAACUUCGACGUAUUUAUGAGAAUGCCAAUUGACAUUUUCAGAAAGCAUUUUACUACUUUCCUGAACACAGUGAUGUCGUACGGUGCCGAAGAAAUUUUAUUCCUGCCUCUAAUAAAAUACCCAGAACAGGAUGCUCAUUUUUUCGAUGAAAUUACAGAUGUAAUUUCAGCCAAUUGGGAUGGUUUAUCGAAUGGUACGAUGAAAGUAAAAGUAAUUCCACCAUUUCCGAAGAACACGCCCCAAUUGGAGCGUGUAAGGGUGAGCGUGAUGGGUCCUUUUUACGCCGAAGAGUACUACGAGCAACAAGCACAAUUCAUCCGUGAAAACUACGUACCUGUACCCAUAAAUAUGUCAAAGAAACACGGUCUAGUCCAACCGCCGUACGUAAAUAUUCCGCCGUCAACCGCCUCCCAUUUUGGAAUUCAACCCGUCGAAAAUUCUGAAAGCUUCAUCGACCAGAACCUACAAGCUAAAAUAGAUGCUCGCGUUGAAAGUUUGUUCUCGAAUGAAUCUACAACCACCGAAGCGAAACCUGUCGAGGAGCAAAAACUGAGCUCUAGCCAAUCUACACUUACUAAUGAACCGAUUUCGACGAUCUCUACAAAUGUAGAGUCCAUGAUAACUUCUCCGAUCCAAUCCGAACACGUGUCAGAUGUGGAAAUGGAAGAAAAAGCUUAUUUCGAAUCAGGUGAUUUGAACAUGGAAACCGAAUACAUAAAUCCGCUAGAUUUAUCCGAUGGCUCUCUACCCCAUGAUAUUCACCGUGAAGGAGAGUUAGAACGAAUGAAACUAAUUAACGAAAACCAAAACGUAAUCAAUGCUGAGAUUUCAUCUGAUACCUCUAGCAACAAUGAAGAAAACCUUGAAAAUUCGAGGAAACAAUUUAACCACGAUAUGCGUGACCGGUUACAUAAGUCUUAUCUCGAACAUUUGACCAGUACUCAACAAGAUAUUGAGAAUACGCGUAAAAUGAUUACGAGAGUGACCGAAUACACCGAAGCAGUUAAUGCGAACUCGAACAAAGUUGCCCAAGCUAUUGAGGAAUUGCAAAACGCAAAUUCAUGUGACGCUCUCAAUCUCACCUUAACCAACGCUUCGUCGAAAAAUUCCUCAAGGAGUUCGUCAAAAUCUCGUUCUGAACGCAACGCUGACGAAACAUCUGUUUCGUCAAAUCAAGACUUCAAGGCUCCCGAUUCGGUUAAUCCGAAAAAAUCGGUUAAAAAAUCGAAAAAGAGCAAAAAAUCUCCAGUUCGGUCAUCUCCGCGUCUAUCCCAUAAAAAGGAGAAACUCACGCUCGAAGAAGAAGCUCUCCAAAUCGCUGCCAAUCGCACCGCUCGAUUACCUGGGUUCGCUGCACUGUCCGAUACAUCUGUCUCGGACGAUCUAAACUUAUUCUCAACAACGGUGGAUCUAACAGCUCCAGCGACAGUUUCGUACGCAUCAGCAUCUACAGAUGAAGAAUCUUCUCCUACGGACGAUAGAAAUUUGUCGCUAAAAGCUAUACAAGAAAGCUCAACGGUCCCAGACACUGACACAAACUCCAUCUCACAACCGGAAGAGCUAUCGUCGUCAGAAAUUUUACAGCCGCCGAUUAUUCCGGCACCGACUGAAACUUUAUCGCCAAUAAAGGAAACCGUAACCGCAGAACAGGGUAAAAAGAAGAAAUCCUUUUUUAAAGGCUGGUUAAUGUAAAAUAAACGUAUAUAGAAGCGGCUCGACUUGCGCCAUCGCCGAUACAUAGAAUUCGAAUACACGUAACGACUACCAUCACAACGCAAGCUGAUGGGAAAGUAGCUGAAAAUUACCAUCGAAAACUCUACAUCAACCAUAUCUACUUACGCCUGGACAAAAAUCUGUAAAUAUUACCAAGGGUUAUUCCCAAAAAGUUGUAAAUAUUUUGAACUCAUUUCAUUGUUACGAAAUGUUAAAUUUUUUAUAUAUAAUUUUUUUUUCUCAACGAAAUUUCUUAGAAUUUUUUGUUUUUAUUUUCACGAAACAUUUUCUACAUCUCUAUGUAAAUAAUCAAAACCAUUUUGUUUUCAUAACUAUAUAAUUUUUUUCCCUUUCGUGACUAGAAUUAAUAUUCUUUAUCAGUUUUUGACUACCCAUAUAUAUAAUUUUUUUUUCUUUUCUAUGUUUGAUAUUUUUUUUUUACGAGAAGUUUUUUACCCUUUUACCUAUUAUUUUUCCUUCUCGCAAGACCAUUUUUUUUUUUUUUACUUUAUAUAUUCUAUACGAUAAUUUUCUUUCGUUUAUCAUAAACCAAAUUGCUAUCGCACUGGAAGAUUCAUUUUUUGAUUUUUUUUUUAUUUCUUAUUUAGAAUAAUAACUUAUAAUUUUUACGACGACAAUUUCAUAUUGUAAUUUCAAAAAUUUUAUCUCGUCGUCUAUUCUAUUUACCUAUGAUCCAGUGCCCUUAUUUUUAUUUUAUUUUCUUUUUCUAUGUCUUUUUGACGCGAUUAGGUCUGUGUGGAUACAUUUGUCUCCACACAUAGCCAAUUUGUGUCAAAAUUUUCCUUAUUUAACAACAUGACUACAGGUGCUAGCCAAUAUCGUCGACCACUUUUUCCAUUUUUGGAGACUGGACUCCUCAGUGUCUGCUGUCACUCAGUCAUCUUGCACGGUCAUCAGGGUGAUCCGAUGCCGAGGUGUCGUUUUGCUUUUGGUGAUUUGUGUGGGGUGAUUGAUGAGAGUGGAUGCUGUGGCUGUUCUAGAAUUCUAUCUUUAAUACUUACUCUCUUGUCUCAAUACGUAUCCUUCUCAUAUGAGAAAGUGCGGGGGGCAGGAGAGGUAACGUGGUCCACGUAUACAGCCAGUACAAUAUGGCGACUCUUGUGUUCUUCCGAGCUUUCUCCCAUGCGAAUUAUUCGUAUGGAUUAAAGUUCAGAGGGGCAUAUGAGAGGUGUCAUAUUGGCCUGGUUUGUAUACGUGAUAUUAUACAAAUUAUUGGCUAGUAAACUUGAGAGUCAGCUUUGUAAACAAUACACUUGUCUUGUUUACAAAGUUGACAUCGUCAUUAUGUAUUUUAACUCCGGACUUGAAAGGCAUAAUCGCGUCAAAUAAGAUUCAAUUCUAAUUCUUUGGUUAAUUCUAAUCGGGUUAAAACGACAAUUCUUCAUAAAAGAUUGUCGUAUUUAUUCUCUUAUUUUUAUAAUAAGUUUCUAUUGAUUUUAUAAUCAUAAUAAACAAUUUUCUACCGUUCUGUGA